Spathaspora passalidarum NRRL Y-27907 is the source of this 2338-nucleotide messenger RNA. RefSeq names its product SDR family oxidoreductase. The record is from RefSeq and is a predicted model, not a curated record. The coding region runs from base 619 to 1623 and encodes 334 amino acids. NCBI's taxonomy places the organism in Eukaryota, Fungi, Ascomycota, Pichiomycetes, Serinales, Debaryomycetaceae. The transcript has a single exon. Gene Ontology annotation, molecular function: oxidoreductase activity, acting on the CH-OH group of donors, NAD or NADP as acceptor.
CCGGGCUGUCGUAAAUUAAUCGGGGGAAAAUGAAACCAAAAACGGAAGGAGAAAACGCGCACGCAAACAAAUUUUGGAAUGUUCAAUAAAAAUACGUUGUAGCCACAAUCCAGAUAGGUUCGUAUUAUUGAAGCCACACCAAACUAAUAUGAUUUAGUUCAACAUACGGCUGCUAUAUAACUUUAUGGAAGGAAUAUCAUGAAAGACAAACUUUAAUGAGUCUAAGCUGCUACUUUGGCAAACUAUUAUUGCUUCCUAAAUGGGCCGAUUUUUAUUUUGUAUUCGAUAGUUAUAUAUUCAUGGGCUAAGCAUUAGGUAGAUUGAUCCACCAAAAAUUAUUCCCAAUCUAAUAGUAAAACACUAUAAUACAGCCUCAUUUCAGAGAGGUGUAUAAUCAUGCAAUUAAUUUUGCAAGCAAUUCAAGUUAUGAGAUUUAGCAAUCUGUCAUACUCCCAUAUGCAGUAGCUUGAGUGAAGCCUACAUAAUUGUUCACUUUUGCUUGCUUCUUCCCCUUUAAUUACUUAUAAACAUAAUGAUUCUCGCGUAUAUAUAUAUUGAAGAAUCUGCAGAGUGCUAUUUGUAAUCAAAUUCUUCAAGUCAAGUACUACUAUAUAUAAAAUGAGAUCUUCGAUUUUGAUUUCUGGUGCUAACGGUUUCAUUGCACAACAUAUUAUUAAACUAUUGCUUGACAAAGGCUAUAGUGUCAUAGGGACAGUGAGGUCAGAGGCUAAAGGGGAACAAGUAAAAGAGGUUAUCCAUUCGGACAACUUUUCUUACGAGGUAGUACCUCACAUUGGAGCAGAAGGUGCAUUGGAUGAAGUACUUAAAAGGCACCCCGAAGUUACUGUAUUUUUACAUACUAAAUCUUCUGCAAGUGUUCCUACCGAUGAUGUAGAAAAUAAUUUGCUAUUGCCUGCAGUUAAUGGCACCAAAAAUGUCCUACAAUCUGUUCUAACUCAUGGACCACAAAUAAAACGAAUGGUUCUUACUUCUUCUGUGGUUGCUGUUUUUAAUUGGUUUAAAAAAUUUGACCCAAACAAAACUUAUACGGAAGAUGAUUGGAGUCCAAUCACUUGGGAAGAAAGCUUGAAAGACUCAGAAGCUGGAUAUUUUGGUUCCAAGAAGUUUUCAGAAAUAGCUGCUUGGGAUUUUGUAAAAGAGAAGAAUCCUAGCUUCAAACUUUCAACCGUCAACCCAGCAUUUGUGUUAGGUCCGCAAGCUUUUGAAGUGACGAAGAAAUCACAGUUGAACUAUUCAGCUGAAUUAAUUAAUCAAGUUAUCAAAUUAGGAUCUUCUGAUAAGAUUCCCGAAUUCACUGGGUUGUUUGUUGAUGUAAGAGACGUAGCUAAAGCUCAUAUUGCAGCAUUUGAAAAAGAAGAAGCAGCCAACAAAAGGUUAUUAUUAGUGAGUGAUCGCUUUACAAACGAAGGUCUAGUUCUAAUUAUCAAUAAAAACUUUCCAGAAUCUACAGUUCCCAAUGGUAGUUACGAAAAAGAUCAAGAACAAUUGUCAAGGGCACUUAAAUAUGACAACUCAAAAACCAAGAAAUUACUUGGGUUUGAGUUCAUUUCAUUGGAAAAAUCGGUGUUUGAUACUAUUCAACAAAUAUACUCUGCAAAGUGAUUUCUCAUUUAAUUUACUAAUUCAAAAUCUUAAAAAGGAUAUAGCUGAAGAUAAUUUAGUCAGAUUGUAAAUAAUUGAUACUAUAAUGUAAGCCACUAAAGAAAUUCAUUCAUUAACGCAAGCAGUCAACAUGCAUUAAUUACAAAGAAACAUGUUUUAACAACAGCAGAAGCAAUUGAAAUAUGUUACUACCCAAUACGCUGUCUCUUCUGAUUGUUGCUGUAGUUUCAAUCAAUACAAAGAUUGUGAGUAAAAUAGCAAUACUUGACACUAUAAUUCGGGGAUUCCCUAUUUGAGAAAUAUUUCUCCCACUUAUAAAAUAUCUGAUAUUCAUCUUUUAUUUGUUGAUGUUCGUGAUGUUGCAGCUGUUCAUAUUUCGGCUUUUGAAAACUCGGACGACCCGGGUAAGAGAUUGUUCCUCGUUUCUGGUACAUAAAGUUCUCAAGGUAUUGUUAAUAUAAUCCAUAAGAAAUUUGCUCAAUUGAAUAACACUCCAGUUGGAGAGCCCGAAAAGGAUACUUUAUACGGCAGCUCUACUUUUAAAUUUAAUAAUUCCAAAACUAUUGAAACCUUGAAAGUUUGAUUGUUACCAUUAAAACUAUCGGCUAUUGAUUCAGUGCAACGAAUUUUGGAGGCGAGCUAAAAAAAAAAAAAAUUGUCGGCUCUUUAGCUUGGUUUAUCAUUAUUUGAUACUUGUAUAAAUAUAAAUAUACAG